Molecule: messenger RNA, 18326 nt
Organism: Klebsormidium nitens
Lineage: Eukaryota; Viridiplantae; Streptophyta; Klebsormidiophyceae; Klebsormidiales; Klebsormidiaceae
Source: the annotation of a GenBank genome assembly
AUGGCUUCCAGUAGAUGGCUUGAGGCGUUUCGUGCGCUGGCCUCAAGGAGGCCUGAGGUCCUCCAGCGGGCGGAUGUCGACCACCUCUUCAAAGAACACCCAAACAAGCUUACGGAGGAGCACUGUCGUGCUCUGGCCCAGCGCCUGCUUGUGCAGCCUGGUGUCACCUUGGCUGCAGCCAGCUGUUUUCGUCCCUUCCUCAGCGACAUAGUUCAAGAUCUCGUCAGCCAGCUCCAGUCACAAAGUCCCCGAGACAGCGCCACCACCCCUUUUGUCCCCUACCACGAGCAAGUCGCUGUCGCUUUCAGCUUCCUGCUCCCUCUGGCGCCUCAGCUGCUGGAUCCCAUACAGCACUACUUCUCCACCUCGCCGGAGCCUUUUGCCAGACUGCUGGCCGGCAUCGCUGGCGCCGACGGCCCUUCCCAAGAAUGGGGCAUCACACUGCACGCGGUCGCUCAAGCAUCUCACCGACUUCUGUCGACGGCUCCCGCGAUAUUCAGGGAGUUGUGGAACUGGGGUCCGUUCUUUGAUCUCCUGGCAUAUCAGGAGCCAAGUUCUGAUAGCAGAGCCAAUCAAGAUACGCCACCUCAAGGGGGCGCCUCUGGGGAUUCCGAUGGCGGUGGUGGUACGGGUCAGGCAGCUGGUAAUGGUCAGCCUAUUCCUACCACCGCUGCCGAGAUCCGGUGGUCCGCUGUUCAAGUGGCGCGGAUAGUGCUACAGCUUAGUGAUGCAAGCACGGAGCAGCUGGCGGCAAACACGGCGAGGCUGACGCCGGUGGAGGCGGCCGCAUGCGCUGUGAGAUGGGAGGAUGAAGCUGCCACCAUCGACUUUGAGAGAGCCCGCAUGUUUAUGACCCCUAGUAAAGCAGAAGUGGCCAGAGAUCUUCCAUCCGCUGAAAGUUCGUAUAGUGAAGCAAGUGCGCCAGACCCCUCCGUUAGUCCCCCUUCGCCCUACAGUGUGUCUGGUCAAGCCCCACUAGGUAGGCUGCAAGUAUGCGGCAUCGAUCUUCCCCUCCGGCAAUAUGGGGGCCAAGGCAGCGGCCUGGGCCCUGGGCCCCCUCUUAUAGAAGCCCGCUCUGCACUCGUUCUCACCCCGACAACUCGCAGAAAUCUAGAAGCAGUUUCUCUAGGCCUGUGCCAGGGCCGGCCGGUCCUGCUCGAGGGCCCACCUGGCGCUGGCAAGUCGGCGAUCAUCGAUGAGGUGGCCAGGGUAACAGGAAACCACAACGUCAUCAAGUUCCACUUGGACGACCAGACUGACAGCAAGACCCUGCUCGGGAGUUACGUGUGCACGGAGGUCCCCGGGGAGUUCCGCUGGCAGGCGGGGGCACUCACGCAGGCGGUGGCCAAGGGCAUCUGGGUGGUGUUUGAGGACGUUGACUGCGCGCCCUUCGAGGUGCUGUCGGCCCUGAUCCUGCUCCUGGAGGACCGCCAGCUGUACAUCCCAGGGCGGGGAGAGGUCCUGCCCGCUGCUCCCAACUUUCAAGUCUUUGGAACUGUAACGACACGGACCGGGCGGGCCGCUUCUGCCGGGACGCGGGAGGUGCUGGGGAGCCACUGGGCGCGGGUCAGCAUCGCGCCCCCAGAAGAAAGCGAACUGGUCGAUAUUGCGUCGGCGGCAGUCCCGGAAGUCGCGCCUCUAGUUCCCAAGAUGGCAGCCACUCUGCAGCGGGUGCGUGUGCUGACGGGCCAAUCGGCAGGGGGAAAUGCAGGGGGUGCAGUGGUUCAGGUUGGGCGGUUGUACACUGCGAGAGACCUGCUGAAGUGGGCGCGGAGAGUGGCCGCAAGCGUUCGAGGGAUGGAGCACCUCCUGGUUUCGGGAGCAGACCGGCCCCUCCCGCAGAAAGUACGAGAAGUGGUGUAUGCGGAGGCGGUGGACUGCUUAGCGGGAGCAAUCCCGAAGCCCGACGACCGGCGCCGGGUACUGCAGGCUCUUGCGAGUGAUUGGGGCGUUUUAGACAGUCAGGUGGAGUACUACAGUCAGCUGCAUAAGCCGGGGCUGCAGAUUGGCGCGGGGGGCGUGCAGGUGGGACGGGCCACGCUGCCAGCUGUUGGGAAGGUGGAGCAUUCUGAGAGCCGGGGAGUGUAUGCACAGACGGGGCACACGAUGCGUCUGCUUGAGCGGGUGGGGGUGUGCGUGCAGCAGAACGAGCCGGCGCUGCUGGUCGGGGAGACUGGGACGGGGAAAACGGCCCUGGUGCAGUUCCUGGCGCGGCAAGUGGGGGCCACCCUCACGGUGCUCAACAUGAGCCAGCAGACAGACAGCGCCGAUUUCCUGGGGGGGUUCAAACCAGUCGAGGCUCAUGCCAUCUGCGUCCCCUUGGCCACGUCUUUCUUCUCCCUGUUCCGGCGCACUUUUCCCAGCCAGCAAAACAACGACUUUGUAGCCCGCGUACGCACCCUGGCCGAGAAGCGCAAGUGGGUGCCCCUCCUCAAGGCCUGUCGCUCUGCCGUCGAGCGUGUGGCCAAGUUAGCCGACGCCUCCACCGACGGCACACCAGCAUUGAGCCCACAAGCAAGCGGGGACGAACCCCAGCCGAAGCAAAUAACGAGCAAGAAGAACGGCCAUCCGUUGAGCAACGGGGGUCCCCAGGGGAGCCCAAAGGGCGCCAAGCGACGCCGGCCAAUGGACCCGUCCCUAAUGGAGCAGUGGCGCACGUUCGCUGGGGAGCUGGCACGCGCGGAGCGGCAGGUCGAGGCCGCGCAAACGGCAUUCGCAUUUGCCUUCAUCGAAGGGGCCCUCGUAAAAGCCCUGCGCGAGGGCCACUGGCUGCUUUUGGACGAGAUCAACCUGGCGCCUGCUGACGCUCUCGAGCGCCUCAGCGGGGUGCUGGACGGCGAGCGGGGAUCCCUCUGCCUCACCGAGAAAGGUGACGUCGAAACCAUCCCGCGCCACCCGAGCUUCCGCAUCUUUGGCGCAAUGAAUCCGGCCACUGACGUGGGCAAACGGGACCUGCCGCUGCCCCUGCGGCAGCGCUUCACUGAGCUGUACGUGGAUGAGCUGACGGGACGGGACGAUCUGCGCCUGCUGGUGGCGCGCUACUUGGGGGAGGCCGUGCCGGGGGCGCCGGUUGAUGAUAUUGUCGACUUCUACCUGGCGGCAAGGCAGGAGGCGGAGGCGACGCUCUUGGACGGGGCCAAUCAGCGGCCGGGAUACAGCCUGCGCACGCUGUCCCGCGCGCUCGAGUACACGGUGGCGGCGCUGCCCAUCUACGGCUUCCAGCGCGCGCUCUUCGACGGCUUCUGCAUGGGCUUCCUCACGCUGCUCGACCGCCCCAGCGCGCCCACCAUGGAGCGCCUCCUCGUGAAGCACCUCCUCAAGGGCAGCGUCGGGGGGCUCAAAGCGCUGCUGCGGCCACCCCCCCAGCCCAGUCCCAACCACGUCCUCUUCGAGCAUUUCUGGGUCGAGGCGGGGACGACGGCGCGCAUCCUUUCGGAGGCGGACUUUGCGGAAGGCCCGGGGCGGAGCCGGUAUGUGAUGACGGAGAGCGUGCGUGAGCAUUUGAAGAACCUCGCGCGCGCGGUGCUGGUGCGGCGGUACCCGAUCCUGCUGCAGGGGCCGACGUCGAGCGGGAAGACCAGCCUGGUGGAGCACCUCGCGGCCAGGACGGGGCACCGCUUCGUGCGCAUCAACAACCACGAGCACACCGACCUGCAGGAGUACCUGGGCAGCUAUGCCACGGACCCCCAAAGCGGGCGGCUCGUAUUCCAGGAAGGCGCCCUGGUGGAGGCCGUCCGAAAAGGCCACUGGAUCGUGCUGGACGAGCUGAACCUGGCGCCGUCGGACGUCCUGGAGGCGCUCAAUCGCCUGCUCGACGACAAUCGCGAGCUUUUUGUACCAGAGCUGCAGGUGACCAUCAAGCCGCACCCCCACUUCAUGCUGUUUGCCACCCAGAACCCCCCAGGGACCUACGGCGGGCGGAAGGCCCUGUCACGUGCCUUUCGUAGCCGCUUCCUGGAGCUCCACGUGGACGACAUCCCUGCGAGCGAGCUGACCCGCAUCCUGGAGCUGCGCUGCGGCAUCCCCGCCAGCUACGCUGCCAAGAUGGUGGACGUCCUCAAGGACUUGCAGCGGCACCGCCAAGGCACAGCGGCCUUUGCUGGCAAGCACGGUUUCGUGACCCCCCGUGACCUGUUCCGGUGGGCGGAGCGGCAUGCAACUGGCUACGAGGAGCUGGCUCGGGACGGUUUCCUGCUGCUGGGGGAGAGACUGCGGGACGAGGCGGAGAAGCAGAUUGUGAAAGCCACUCUGGAGAAGCACAUGCGGGUCAAGCUGGACUUGUCUACGCUGCACGAGGUGUCCAGCUCCGAGGCCUUCCAGGCGCUGGAGCAGCGCAUGCGCGCGCCCGACGCGGUGGCCGCAGUGGGCAAGAUCGUGUGGACGGGGGCGAUGCGGCGGCUGUUCCACCUGGUGGAGCGGUGCCUGGCGCACAACGAGCCGGCGCUGCUGGUGGGCGAGACGGGCGCGGGCAAGACCAGCGUGUGCCAGAUGCUGGCGCUCCUGCGCGGCCAGCGCCUGCACAUCCUCAACUGCCACCAGCACACCGAGACCUCCGACUUCCUGGGGGGUUUCCGCCCGGUCAGGGACCGGGAGCGCACGGCUGCUCGCGCCACUGCGCUCUCUACAGAGGUGGCCCAGCAUCCGCUGUUCCAAGCCACCGUCUUAGAGCUCGACCCCGCCGCCCAAAGCCCAUUCAUCAGCACCGACGUACAGGACGCCGCAGUUACCAUCUCUUUGAUCAAUCGGGUCGUCCACACUCUUCAUGCACGCACACAGUCUCCGUCAGAAUCACUAGCGGAGGGAAUAGAAUGCCUGACAUCAGCAGCGGCUGAGCUGCAGCAGCUGGUGGGGGAAUGGCAGGCCCUGUUUGCGUGGCACGACGGUCCUCUGGUGGCGGCGAUGCGCAACGGCGACAUGCUGCUAGUGGACGAGAUCUCGCUCGCAGAGGACAGCGUGCUCGAGAGGCUCAACAGCGUGCUGGAGCCCAAGAGGCUGCUGGUCCUGGCUGAGAAGGGCGGCACAACCGUGGAGGAGCUGGUGGCACACCCCAACUUCCGGCUGCUGGCCACCAUGAAUCCGGGGGGCGACUUCGGCAAGAAGGAGCUCUCGCCUGCGCUGCGCAACCGUUUCACCGAGCUCUGGGUGCCCGCCAUCACCAACCUGGACGACCUGCGCAGCAUCGUCCAGGACCGCCUCCCCCAGGGGGAACUUCGUCCGCUCGCCGAGCCGUUGUUACGCUUCUGGCAGUGGUUCCAGCACGAGCAGCAGGGCGGCGGCAAGGUGCUGUCAGUGCGCGACUUGCUUGCCUGGGUGUCGUACAUCGUCACGGCUGCGCCCACCAUCGGGCCCUUCCCAGCCUUUAUGCACGGAGCCUUUCUGGUGCUCCUGGACGGCAUCGGCUUAGGUCUGGGGAUCUCAGCAGAAGCCGCAGCUCGCACACGCACUGAGUGCUACCACUACCUCCUCGACCUGCUGCCGGAGGUCGAGCGGGCCGCUGUCGUGGCUUCUAGCGGCAUCCCCGCUCCCGGCAUCCCCCUCCCCCCCUCCCUCUCCGACUUCGGCCGCAUUACUGCGGACGAGUCUUCCUUCGGGCUGCACCCCUUCUACAUCCCGCGAGGCCCGCACGCCAUCGCAGGGGCGCCGUUCGAGCUGGGCGCCCCCCGCACGUGCCGCAACGCGAUGCGCGUCAUGCGCGGCCUGCAGCUGCGCAAGCCGGUGCUUCUGGAAGGCAGCCCCGGGGUGGGCAAGACGAGCCUGGUGGCCGCUUUGGCCGCUGCUUCGGGGCACAAGCUGGUGCGCAUCAACCUGUCGGAGCAGACUGACAUGAUGGACCUCCUUGGAACGGACCUCCCGACUGAGGGCGCGGCCGGGGGAACGUUUACGUGGUCGGACGGCGUGUUCCUACAGGCGCUGCGGGGGGGGGAUUGGGUAUUAUUGGACGAGCUCAACCUGGCGAGCCAGUCGAUCUUGGAGGGGCUCAAUUCCGUGCUGGACCACCGCGCUGAGGUGUUCAUUCCGGAGCUGGGCCGCACCUUCCGGUGCCCGCCCACCUUCCGGCUGUUCGCCGCGCAGAAUCCGCUGCAACAGGGGGGCGGCAGGAAGGGCCUUCCCAAGUCGUUUCUCAACCGCUUUUCGCGGGUUUACGUGGAGGCCCUGGAGGCCGCCGACCUGGAGUUCAUCUGCACAGCGCUCUUCCUGUCCAUCUCUUCGCCUACGCUGCACCACAUGGUGUCCUUCAACGAGCGGUUGCACCACGAGACCAUGGUGGCGCACUCGUUUGGCCACCGCGGCGCCCCCUGGGAGUUCAACCUGCGCGACAUCCUGCGCUGGUGCGAGCUCAUCCUCAAGUCGCGGGAAGAAGACCCGCUCCUGCACGUCGCGGCAUCCGACGACGAAGCAGCGGGGCAGCACCUGGGCACGAUCUACCUGCAGCGGAUGCGGCAGCCGGAGGACCGACGGCGCGUCGUUGCGCUGUAUCGGGAAGUCUUUGGGACGGAGCCGAGUUUGGAACUGCACCCGCGGCUCACGAUGACGCCUGAAACCCUCCAGCUUGGCCGGACGACACUUUCGCGAGAACGGGAUCCCGGGCCUGGGCAAGCCGGGGGAACGCGCCAGCUGGCGGUGAUGCCAGGACAGCUGUCGGCGCUGGAGACGGUUGCGCGGUGCGUGCAGAGGGGGUGGAUGUCCAUCCUCCUGGGGGGCCCGGCCUCGGGAAAGACCAGUCUCGUAAGGACGCUGGCGCAGCUGACGGGGAACGUGCUCCACGAGUACCCCCUCACCAGCGCCUCAGACACCACAGAGCUGCUGGGCUGUUUCGAACAGUUCGAUCCCAUGCGGCGCAUGCGCAGUGCCCACUCCCGAGCCCAGUCUGCCCUCCAGUCCGUGUGCGAGCUGCUGCUCUCCCGCAAGCCUGGAAGCCAGCCCGCAGCGCGCCUCAUCGAGAUGGUUAAGAGCCUCCAGGCCAGCUGGACAGCCUACGCCAAGCGGGCCAAGGCUGCCUCCCUCGCUGAAGCAGGGGCCGGCCAGAUCGACACCUCCGAGGGCGCGCUGGACCUCAAGGCGCUGGAGCUGCUGCAACACCUCGUUGCACAACUGUCAAGCGCUCUCACCGCCGCAGCCACGGACCAGAUCCCGGACGAAGCAAGCGAUGACGUCAGCACGCUGCAAACCCGGUUGUCGGUGCUGACAGUAGAUGUCAGUGGUCUUGUUCAAGAGGCGGGUGCAAGCGGUGGGGCGGGGAAAGUGGUGGGCAGGUUCGAGUGGGUGGACGGUGUGUUGGUGCACGCUCUGGAGCGGGGAGAGUGGGUGCUGCUGGAGAACGCCAAUCUGUGCAACCCGACGGUGCUAGACCGGCUGAACCCUCUGCUCGAGCCGGGGGGCACCGUCAUGGUCAACGAGCGCGGCCUGGUUGAGGGGCAGCCCAUGGUAGUUACGGCGCACCCCAAGUUCCGCCUGUUCCUGACGCUGGACCCAGGGUACGGGGAGCUCUCGCGAGCGAUGCGGAACAGGGGGAUUGAGGUUUUCAUGAUGCCGCCAGACUGGGCGUCGGACCAAGGAGAGAACGAGACAGAGCCGGAGCGGAGCACUCUAUGGCAAGACAUGCUGCGGACACUGGCCGUGGCUGGCAUCCCAGGGAGGGCCUUGUCCGAGGCGAUGGCGCGAGCUCAUGUCCGGACGGCAGAGGCGGCCGCAGCGUACUCCAGUGGAAGCGGGGCCCUGCUGACGCUGCGCGACCUUGCCCGCUUUGCUGAGCUCGUGAAUGAGCUUUUGGAGAGGGGUGCCGAAGUAAGAGCAGCGAUCCGGGUCAGUUGGGACCACACCCACGUGGCGAAGCUGGAUUCGAUGGAGGCGAGAGCGGCGGCGGAGGGGGCUUACGAGCAGUGGCUUGCAAACGUGCACCUUGCAGAGGAAGCUCCGGGGUCGGAUCAGGAAGCGGGCUCAAGUGGAGCCGCGCAGGCUAUGAAAGCUGUGGAGGAGGAGUACUUGAAGGCUGCCCUGGUGCAUCCCGCUCGCUGGCCUAACGUGCUUACGUCAGCAAAAUGGGCGCAGCAAUCGCAGCUCGCGGCGGUGAAGCGGGACGGCGAGUACCUGCUGUUCCUGGCAGCGCAGAGCGUGGCCGGAGAAGUCGCAACGAUUCUGAGCCGAUCGAAGGGGACGGCGUUUGGGGAGCAUUUGCGGCCCUGGUUGGAGAAGGAAGCACACGAGAGUGGGGAGCUUUUGGCUGCUCUGGUGGCGGACAUCUGGAGGGAAGGAGGCAAAGGAGAUGCACGGAGUCGGGCAGAGCGGAUGUUAUGGUUCGCAUCGGCUUGCCUGGUGCAGCGGGUCUCCCCUCUGGAUGCGGAUCUGAGGGGGUUUUGGGUGCAAGCCGUCAGGGGCGGCUUCCUUGGUUUGCGGACGUCUGGAAUAACCGGGGACCUGUUAGGCGGCCUUGCUGAGCUGAUGGAGCAGCUCGAAGGUCAUCCGGUCACCGCGCAACUCGGAAGAGUCCGGUUGGCCUUGGCUCGUCUGGUGGGCGCUUCAGUAGCGACCCUAGAAAGGCAGCCCUACGAUCUGCGAGUUCUCAAUCUAGCAGCGCCAGCUGGCACCCCGACAGAAGCCCACCUGUUGCUCGUUGCGGCCCUGGCUGACAGCUGGGGACUGGCGAGAACUUCCAUCCAGCAGCAAGUCGUAAUGGACAGGUUCCUGGAGCAGGGGAGAAGCGAGGGGGCGGCCAGUCUGGUGGGGCAGUCGUUCCGUUACUACAAGGCCCCCUCCCAGAGGGCGCGCACUCAGGUCGCCCAUAGAGUGGUGCCCUGGUUGUACCCCCUUUUCGAAGCCGUCCAAAACUGGGAGGAUGCCUUGCUCCGGUCUCUCGCAGCGGAGGGGUUCGGCGGACUCGCGAGCAGCGGGGACAACAUGGAAGUAGACGAGGGGCCGGCGACUGCUGAGACGGUCGAGCGGAUGGUGGCGGAAGUUCGGGAACUGAACGAGGCGCUGCGCGUGGUCCAGCAGUGGCGCUACUCCCUGUGGACGUGGGUCGCCCAGCGGCAGCAGCUGCACCCCCCCGAGGCGUUCCUGGUGCGUUGGGAGGGGCUGAGCAGGGCCCUGCUAGGGCUGGGGUUAGCGCGGCUGGCGGCGAGAGCGGGGCAAGAGCAGAGGACGAAAGUAGAAACUGCGGCCAAGCUGUUGGACGAGGCCUUGACGGGCGGAGAAGGGUCGCUCGGCAAGCCGCUGCUGUGGAAGUACGGCGGCCGACCGCAGGCGCCCGGGAGCCUAGAGCUGUGCUUGGAGGAGGCGGCGGUGCUGGGGCUGUGCGAUGAGCUCAAGGUUCGGGGGGGUAACGGAAGUGAGGGAGUUGCAGUCGGGGGGGAGGUUCGGCGGCUGGCGGUGCAGGGGCUUUGCAUGUUACAGUGGGCCAAAGGGUUGGACAGGGGGCCCGGCGCGAAGUUCGAGAGCGCAGGAGUAGAGGGAGUGCACGCGUUUCUGCAGCGACAAGUCCAGGCCGGCCAAGAGAAGCUAAGCGAGCACACCGACUUCGAUCCCAUCCCACACACAAUGGACGAGGCGGGUGGUUGGGUGGUUAGCCCCAGUCAACUGUGGAAGUCCAGAAGCGUGCAGGGAGGCGAGUUCCCUCACGAGCUGUUGCGGUGGGAGGGCGCCCGCGCGCUCUCGCAACCACUGCUCGCGCUCUACGAGGUGGCCAGUCUGAGCAGCCAGGCCGCGCUCAUCCCGCCUCUAGUCGAGUGGGCCGUAAGCACGGGAACGGGCAGCCCCGCAUGGGGCCCUCCAGAGCACAGCCGGCUCCAGUCUUUGUUGGACACGUGGCUCGCCGUGGGACCUCGAUCACCGGCCGACUUUGCGCCUGCCCAGCAGCUGUUCUGGCUGUUGGACGCUGUCGCAGCAGGCGGGGUGCAGGACCUAGGGCUGGCUAUCAGGGCCGCAGUACAUGAGUUUGUGUACAGGUGGCACGCCGCUCUUUGGGACAACGUAUCAUCCGCCCUGCCGGCUGCUUUCCACACCAAGCAAGGCCGCGACACCCCCGCUGUCAACGCCCUCCUCGACGCCGGCAGCAGCCCCUUGCUCCUGGCCAGCACCGGCUCUUCUCCAAGAGGUCACUCCGAGUUUUGGACCCGGACUGCGGGCCCCGCGCGCCUGUAUCAGGCGCCGCAAACAGUCUUGUCGGCGGCGCUUGUGCACCAGAGCAGCCCGAUCGGCGACCACCUGCCCCGCCUGCUGCAGCUCCAGCUGGCCGCCCGCCACCUCUGGGCAGCGGCCGCCCACUCCGAAGCUGCCACGCCAGCAGACUCCGGCCGUGCUGACGUCAGGGCCGCCGCGGUUGUCCUCUUCCAGAUCGUCCUAGCGCACAGCAAGGCGUUUCCUCCCCAAGCGCUCGAGGCGCUUGUCGGGGGUCUGGAGACUUUGCGGGGCGCGCUCCAUGGCUCGGGCACGACAGACCUGCCGCAGACCGUGGCUGGAGUCGUCUCUGCCUUAGGACAGUCCCAGCACCCCCGCUUUGCUGCCACUGUGCCCUCUCUCGUGGAACCAGCUCUGAACACGCUGUCGGAGCUCAUCUCGGGGGAUGUCCGGAGUCUGGUCCAGCGGGGCCGGCUGUGGCUCUUCAUCGGUGCGCUGCGGUUGCACCUGCUGCUGCCCUCCAACGGCUGCGACCCCGCCGCCAAGUACGCGCACCAGCGGGACCACUUUCAGGAGGUGCUCGCGGACCGCCGGCUCGAGGUCGAAGUGCGGGAAACGGUCGAGCGGCUGGCCACGGGGGGCCCCGCGAACGAUGCGGACGUUGCCCGGCUACGUACAGAAGCGUCCGAUCUGGUCCGCAAAGUAGAGCAGCUCGCGGCGAAGGUGGUGCACCGCCCAGAGCCGCCCCAGUUCGGGGCCUUGUUCGAGGAGGUGACGCGCUUCGUGGGGAGUUCUGCCAGGGUGGAGAGGGUGGUCGGUCUCGCGAACGGGGCCCGGGCGGGGCAGGCCGGAGCAGGAGAGCUGGAAGUUUGGCAGGGCAACCUGGGCCAUCUGGUUCAAAGGCUAACCAAGGAGUACCCGGCUUAUCGUGACGUGGCUCAGCCAGUUCAAUUGGCGGCUUACGAGCUGCGCUACGGGGCUGCGCUGAUGGCGGCUGCGGGGGUCGAGCAGGCACGCUUUGGGGGGAUCCCUGGGGCCUUGAUGCCGGUAGGAAGAAGCGCCGAGCUAGAGGAGCUCCUCGGCUGGUUGAUGGGCUUCCCCGUGAGGCGCUCCGGGGGGCUUACGGAAGGUGGUGACGGUUCGGAAAGUGGUGUUUGGCAAAAGUGGGUUGAUGAGAGAGCGCUGCAGCUGCUGUCGAGCACUGUGGUCCGGAACAGCGGGGACGCCCCCGCCAUUGAGCUGCAGAUGAAAGUGCUCCAGCUGGUGGCCGCUAGAGCCGCCCAGGCCGCCACUGCAGCCGGAGGCGCGAGCCGGGAAUCUCUAGAGGUGCUCGGCCGCGCGUUCGGGGCGCUGGUGCGGCUGUGGAGCGGGGUGAAGGAGCGGCGCGCGGAGAAGGAGCGGGAGGACGCGGAGCUGUACAAGUACAAGGUGCGCAGCCACGUGAUGCGGACGGAGGAGGAGGAGAACGAGGCGGACUACAAGGAGAUGUUCCCGGACUACUUCGAGCAGUAUGCGGACAUCGAGGGCGAGCCCGAGAUGGCGUCCGCAGAGGACGACGACCGGAGAGCGGCGGCGGCAGAGGCGGCGGCCGCACAGGGAGUGGAGUCGGAUGCGUCGCAGAAGGCUUCCUGGAACCUGCUCCAGGAAAUGGUCGGCCCCGUGGUCCGGCUGCACGGCCAAGUCUUCGGACCGGUUGUUGAAAUUCGGACGCCAGAAGUUCCGGCAAAGUCCAAAACGGGCAAGAAAGGCAAGGCGAAGCAGACGGAAGCAGCGCUGCCGGAGAGCGACAGGGACACGUCUCUCCUGAACGCCUUCGUGGCGUCUUAUGACACGGGCGUCCAGCUGCUGCACCACGGGCUUGGGCUGGUCGCCGGCCCGGAAGUCGAACAACGGACGCUCUCGGGACACGUGCUGCGGGUCAGCUUGGAGCACCGCCGGCUCAGCCGCCGGCCCAAUGCUGACGCUGCGGCCAUCAACAUCAACGUGGAGAACCCCCCCGAACUCGCCCUAGCAUUGCACCCCCUGGCGCGCGUUUUACAGCGUCUGGGCGAUCUGUUGCGGGAGUGGCCGGACCACCCCGUGCUGCAACAGCUGCAGAAAAUUUGCGAGCGAGUCGUGGCGCUUCCGGCGGACGCCCCCCUCGUGAAGGCGCUGGUCGGCCUGGAGCUGCUGCUGACCAAGGCGCAGAUCUGGCAGGAGGGCGCGGCGCGCCACGUGUCACUGGCGGCGGAGCUGGACGAGGUGGCGCGCCUGGUUGCUAGGUGGCGCAAGGCGGAGCUGGCCAGCUGGCCGAGUCUCAUGGAACAGGUGCGGCGCAAGCACGAGAAGGCUGCCGAGGCCCUGUGGUUUGCUCUGUACGGCCUGGUCCACCGCCCCGGUGCGGCCAGCACGGCGCCUGACGCUACCACCCCAGCCCCCAACCCCACCGAUCGCGACGCCAAGCCGGCCCCCAGCGCUCUGUCCACGACUAUCGCCGGUGUCGAGGAGUUCAUCCAGACGUCAACCCUAGGAGAGUAUCACCGCCGCCUCCAGAUGGUCGCCGCUUUCGGGGGCGAGAUGAGCGUCCGGGCGCGUGGUGCCGACAACGCAGAGAUGGCGGCACUCUCGUCGGCCCUGAAAACAGUCCACAGCUACUACUGCCAGUUUGUGCCGACGGUGGCGGAUGCGCUGCGCGCGGGGGGCGACCUGGUGGAGAAGGAGCUGCGCGAGUUCGUGCGGCUGCAGAAGUGGGAGGACCGCAACGUGUACGCCAUGCAGGCGUCCGCGGAGAGGAGCCACCGCAAGCUGCACAAGCUGGCCAGCAAGCUCGACGAGGUGCUGAAGCAGCCCGUCGCUCAGCUGCUGGCCCGCCAGUCGGACAAGGUCGGCUUCUCCGAGCUGGCCAAACUGGGCGGCUCUGCUCCUGAAUCGCUACCCGCAGGCAAGGAACCGGUGGACGCAGCGUCCAAGGCUGGGGAAGCGGCUGCCGGCGUGUCUGCGACCGACGAGGAGGAUGCGAUCGAGGCCGGAGCAGAGGGCCCAGGAGUGCAACAGCAGUGGUCGGAGUUCUGCUCUGCUCGCCUAGCAGCGCUGACUGAGGGCCACGAGGGAGAGGUGGUCGAGAAAGGGCCCCGCCCGCUGUACCAACACCGCCUGCCGUCCCUGGCGGCUCGCCUGAGCCAGCUCCUCGGGUCCACGGUCCUGUCGGAGCAAGGCGCGCGGCGCCGCAAGGGUGGAGCGGAUGCGGUGGAGCGGCUGAGCGGCGUGAUAGUACGGCGCGCGCAGGCGCUGAAGGCCAGCGAGGCCAAGCGCAGCGUCAAGAAGAAGGCGCUCGUGGACCUGCUCAAGGGGCUGCGCGGCCUCGGGCUGUCGCACCACAAGUCUGCUGUUCCUGUUGAAGAGCGGGACCCCAAGAACUGGUUCCUGCUGGCCCGCCCCGACCACGCGGAACGACUCUACACGGUUGCGAACCUGGAUGCGGAGACGGAGGACUUCGUAGUGGCGUCGUCCGUGGCGGGCGCUGCCAGCUGGGGCCGAGCGGAGGGGUACUACCAUCGCAACAUGGCGCAGCUCCAGCAGCUGUGGCAGGCGCGCCAGGACUUCAGCAAGGACCUCAGCCUUAGAGAGGUGGACAUUGCGUGCCGCUUCGUGGAGCACCUCCUCCACGUGCAGCGCACCAACCGCAGCACCGCCGACCGCGCCGCUGCCCUCCUCUCCCAGCUGGGCGCACUUUCCACUCUUCUCGCGUCCCUGCACUCCAGAACAACUCAAGGCGACGGGGCACCGCUGCCCCCGCAGGCCAGCACACGCCGCCAGCUGUCACAGCAGAAAGCGCUGCUGGAGGCUCUGCUUUCGUCUCUGACCGAAGUGGAGAGUUUGAUCGCAACUGGUCUCGAAGCGGGAGCUGCGCCAGCGGCAGAUGAGGUUGAGACGGGGCCCGCAGCAAACGCCCCGACCGCCCACGAUGCGCAGACCGCUCUUGAAACGAUACGAGAUGCCAAGGCGGUGCUGCAGCGGAGCAGGGUUGAGCUUCACGCUUUCCUGACCCCCAAGGGUGUUUUGGAAGAAACGAGCGGUGACUGGCCGCUUCUUGUGACGCCAGCGAUGCAAGCCGGCCUCACAAGUAGCGCACAUGCGGUUAGAGACAUCGUUGGGAAGAUCACGGCAGUCAUGGGCCCACGUGGGGAAAAAGAAGCUGGGCCGGUCGGGCGGCCUCCGCUGCCCGGCUGGCAGGCGCUCUCGCCUCUUCUGAGGCAGGGUCUCGAGCUGGCUGACGCUGUCGCAAGCACGGCGGCGGGUUCGGCCCCCGACAGCGGAGGAGGAGAUCAGAAGCGGGGCGGCGAGAGGAUGGCCGCUUUCUCGGAGCUCUUUGAGAAAGUGGUGGCGGACGCCUUGGUGGCAGCCCAAAACGUGAGCCAGGCAGCCAAAGCGGAAAGCGAGCCGGAAGAACAGCUUGGCACAGAAGAAGGAGACGCUGUCGAAGAAGACGAGGAGGCUGCGGAAGAGGAGUGGGCCUCGGAGGAGACCCUGCAGACGUGGGAGGAGCGCUUCGCCAGUCAGCUUGACAGCUCGAGGCUCGAGAGGCUCGCCGCUUCGACUCGCGAGCUGGUUUCGCUGGCGAGUGACGUGGCGGAGGCGCCGGCGGGUCGAGACGACUUCGUUCGGGUGCAAGCCAUGCUGGCGCGACUGCAGCCUCUGCUGGAAAUGCUUCGCGCGGCGGGGCUGCGGGUUUUAGCGGACCAGGCCGCGUUCAGCAAAUCGGUGGCGAAGUUGGGGUAUGUUCUGGCGAAUCUGUUUGCGGGGCUGUUCCGGGAAGGGUUCUGCGGGGCGAAAGAAGAGAGCGGAGCCGAGGGCGCGACCAAUUUCGAAGACGCAGAAGGGAUGGGGAUGGGUGCUGGGGAAGGGCAGAAGGAUGUGAGUGAUCAGAUUGAGAAUGAGGAUCAGCUGCUGGGGAAUAAGGGGGACGAGGAGGAGGGGGAGAAGACGGGCGAGAAGAAGAAGGGGGACGAAAAAGUGAAGGGCGUGGAGAUGGAAGAAGAUUUCGAGGGGGAGAUGCUGGACCUGUCGGAGGACGAGGAGCAAGAGGGAGACGAGGAAGAGGAGGGGGACGAGAAAGAAGAGCGGCUGGACGAGAAGAUGGGCGAAGCAGGGGAGGAUGACGACAUCGUGGAUGAGAAGCUGUGGGGCGACGACGACAAGGAGGACGAGCAGGGCAAGCAGGAGCAGGAGAAGUACGAGAAGGACGCGCCCAUGAGCGGAGCGGAACAGGAGGACCUCGAAUACCGGGGCAAGGAAGAAGAAGGGGAGGAAGGGAAAGACGAAGAGCAGAACCGCGGGAAAAAGGAGCAGAAAAAGGAAGAGAAAGAGGCGGAGAAAGAAGGCGGGGAAGAAGGGGGAGAAGAGGAGCGAGGGGAAGACGAAGGGGAAAUCAAUGUGGAUAGUGAGGACAAGUACGAGGAGUCGCACGGGCUGAAGGCCGAGAAGGAGGAAGAGUUGGAGUUGCCGGAGGAUAUGAACCUGGACGGGGGGGAGGAAAAGGAGGAGGAAGAAGGGGGGGGAGACGGGGAGGAGACAGCACCGGAAGUAGAGGGGACGGAGCAGGACGGAGGAAAGGAGAAGAAAGAGGGGGAUGCGGAAGAAGAGGCCGGUGGGGAUGGAGAAGAGGCACCGGGCGUGGAAGAGCCUGCUUCAGAUGAGGGCGAAGGGGAGGAAAACGAGGAGGGGGAAAAGAAAGCCGAGGAAGAAGGGCAGGAGGCGCGUGCCGAGGAAGAUGGGGGAGAAGGAGAAGGGGCCAAGGAAGAGGAAGAGUUGCGCAUGCAGCAACUGCAGCAUGAGGAGGAACUAGAGACGGGCCCGGUAGCGAUGCAGGAGCAAGUGGAGAGUGCCUGGCAGGGCGCCCCCCAGGAGCGGAAAGCGGAGCAGUCCGUCGGCGUGAAGGGGGGCACAGACGGGCAGGAAAUGACGGGGGGGGACGAGGAGGCGGAGGAAAAUGCAGGAGGAGGGGCGUCCGAGCAGCGCCAGACGGGGGGGGCGCAGCAGAUGGACAAGGGGGAACGGAACGUGAGGCAGGAAGAAAGUGGGGGAGGUGAAAAGAAGAAAAGGCAGGAGCGGCUGGAAGCGAACCCGUACCGAUCUGCCGGAGAUGCGCUGCGGCAGUGGAAGGAGCGGGUGCGGAUGGUCGGGGAUCAGACGAAAGAGGGGGGGGAGGAGCAGCCCGAGGGGCAAGGAGAAGAGGAGGGGGGGGACCAAGAAGAGGGGGCCGGCAAGGAGGAAGGGGACAUGGAUGCGGAGUACGAGUAUGUGGCCAACAAAGAGGAGGCCACCGCACAGGCCCUCGGCGCAGCCACCGACGAUCAGGCGGCCGCCGAGAAGCGCGACGCGGACCAGAACGGCGACGACAUGGACGAAGACGCCGAGGAAGCGCGCGCGCCGGAACUGGACGAACCCGAGCCGGAGCCGGAAGCAACGGAACCCCCGGCGGCGUCCGCUGCCAAAAGUCGCAAAGCCGACCGGAAGAAGGCGCUCGAUUCCCGGCCCCUAGACGAGAACGCUGAGCUGGCAGAAGGGAGCGAAGACGAAGAGGGGAUCGACUGGCUGCCCGAGGACCAGUCGGAGGAGGCGUUCGACGAGAGCAGAAUGGCGCGCGCGUUUGAGCAGCAGGCGACGCUGAAGAGCCUGGUUGGGGAGGAAGAGGACGCGGAGCGGAGUUUGGAAAUGCAGCCGCUGACGGAAGAGGAGCUGCGGCAGAUGCGGGACGACCUGGAGCGGAAGCUGCGCGAGGCGCAGGAGAUGGGCGGGCCGGAGGGGGCCGCCAAAGCCGCGGCGCUCUGGAGACGGUACGAGGUGCUGACGUCACGGCUGAGCCAGGAGCUGACGGAGCAGCUGCGGCUGAUUCUGGAGCCGACGCUGGCGAGCAAGCUGCAGGGCGACUACCGGUCGGGCAAGCGCAUCAACAUGAAGAAGGUCAUCCCCUACAUCGCCAGCCAGUUCCGCAAGGACAAGAUCUGGCUGCGCAGGACCAAGCCCAACAAGCGCCAGUACCAGGUAGUGAUUGCCAUCGACGACUCGCGCAGCAUGGGCGAGAGCCGGUGCGGCCACCUGGCGCUCGAGGCCUCCGUUGCGCUGUGCCGCGCCAUGACCCAGCUCGAGGUGGGCGAGAUGGCCGUCGUCAGCUUCGGGGCACGUGGCAACACGCGGUUGGUCCACCCGUUUGAGCGCCCGUUCACGGACGAGGCGGGCGCUGCGGUUCUGUCGCAGUUCUCGUUCCGGCAGGACAACACCAUUGCCGACGAGCCCGUCGUGGAUCUGCUGCGCUUCCUGGGGGGAGUGCUCGAGAGCGCGCGCGCGCGUGUGGCACGGAGCGCGGCCGGGGGCGCCAACCAGCUGCAGCAGCUCGUGCUCAUCAUCGCGGACGGCAGGUUCCACGAAAAGGAGAGUUUGAAGCGGUGCAUCCGCGAGGCGCAGCGGGCGCACCAGCUGCUGGCGUUCCUGAUCCUGGACAACCCGCAGCCGGGGCGGCAGGAGUCCAUCCUGGACAUGCAGACGGUGUCGUUCGCGGGCGGCGCGCCCAGCUUCUCCAAGUACCUCGACACCUUCCCCUUCCCGUACUACAUCCUGCUGCGGGACGCAGCGGCGCUGCCGCGAACGCUGGGCGACCUCCUGCGGCAGUGGUACGAGAUGAGCCAGCGCCUGGAGGCGAACUGAGCGGGGGGACAGCCGAAAGUGUAGGGUCGUUUCGGGACCCUUUGACAGCAGAUGACUGAUACGAGAUGUAGAGAAGCCGCAUGGAAAGUCUGUCGGUUUUCCAGAUGUGAAAGAGUCGCAAGAGCGGGGUGAAUUUGGGGUGGGCUAGGAGUAGGUCGUAGAAACUGUACAUGCGUUAGGCAGAUCAAGCUCGCGAAUGGAUCGGUCGCAAGGUGUCCAGUGUGAUUAGCGAAGGUAGAUGGUCGUCCUGGGCAGAGUAAACCGCCUGUGCUGCUCCUGGCAGCUUCCCGCAGCAAGUCAAAUAGAAGCACGUCCCUUUGGUCCUUCAGCUUUGCUCCUGCGAGCAGCUAUACUCUCAGAGCCUUCUCGAUCGGCCGGCAGCUAGGGAUGCUUCGAGUUACGAACAGCUAGUGUGCUUAUGCCAGCUGCAACGUUGGUAGGAAAAAGGUUCCCUGUUCCAGCUUCACAAAGAUCGUAUCUCCUAACGCAAAUUUCAAUCAAGGCCGUAAAGGGCAUCAGCAAUAUUGCCC